Messenger RNA from Trichomycterus rosablanca, 1803 nucleotides. RefSeq names its product zinc finger protein 287-like. The transcript is spliced from 3 exons. Bases 54 to 1556 code for a protein of 500 amino acids. NCBI's taxonomy places the organism in Eukaryota, Metazoa, Chordata, Actinopteri, Siluriformes, Trichomycteridae. Gene Ontology annotation, biological process: regulation of gene expression. Gene Ontology annotation, cellular component: nucleus. The record is from RefSeq and is a predicted model, not a curated record.
UCUGUGCGGUAACAUCAGUGUACCAGUAACACACGCUUAUAAAUCACAGAAAGAUGGCAGCGUGUGUGAACCUGGAGAUUCAGAUCUCGUCUGUGCUGGAGACUUUAACCCGAACGGCGGUGCAGGAGAUCUGUAAACUGGUCGAUACUGAAUGUUUAGAGAUGCGACUGGAAAUCCGCAAAGGCCAAAAUCAGAUCGAAACACUGAAACGAAAGAUCCAGGAUCUGAAGAAAGAACUGAAGAAGCCUUCUUUGUCUCCACUGGGUCUGAUCGAGCCUCAGCAGCACAGAGAUAAUGGAGUUAAUGAUCCGCAUCAAGAGUCUAACUUUCAGGAUAACGACAAGUGUACGAAGACGAAUACCCUGAGACUGACGACAAACCUGCAAGAGAACGAGAAUCAAGGAAUCCAAAAUUCUUUUUCCAGCUCAAGAUGUGAACAAAGUCCAGCCUGCAUGUUUUCACUUUCUGAUAGAGGUGUAACAUGUAGGGAAUCCCAAAUUCCUACUGACUCACUGACUGCUGAAGAUAAAGCAGACGUUAGGGGGCACAGCACCGCUGCGCUAAAAGUAGAGCCUACGAGUCACCAUGUAUCUACAGCACAGUGCCAGUUUGAGAUCUGCCAGGCUGACAAAAGGCAGUGCACGUCCAGCUGUAUGACAGGGGGCGACAAUAAUCAUUUUGGCGCUGCAGAAGAGUUCCAGCCACAGUCAGCUUACCAAAACCAACAGCUCUCGGGACAAGAAUCAGACUACAAAUAUGACUCAACCAUUAAUCACCAAAAUGGGGCUGCAGGCGAAGCACACGGGAACCUUAGUGGUGUGAACUUUAAAACUGAGGUGGAGGAGGAGCCUCUUACAAAAACGACCAGUGAACUGGAUCCAUGCUCAAUUAUGGACGGCGAUGCGUUUCCGUGGCCCUCUUUGGCUUCAGUGAACUUCGAGACGAAUGCAGGUAAUCCUGGAUGCUCAUCAAUGCUGCAUCAGAGUAUACCUGCAUCCCACAUCGACCCCCAUGUGUUUAACCUAAAUUUGGCCACUGAGAUUUUACCCUCUAAAGGUAUACCGUAUAGUAUUGAGCCAGUACCAAAACAGCCAACGGAAAGAAAGAACCAGGGCCGAAUCCAAACCUCUCCACUCCGUCAGAACUCCGCCAGCUUGUCCAUGAUGCUGGGCUCCAGGGGUCUGCCGAGAGCUCACAACCACCACAAACCUUUCUCCUGCUCCUUCUGUCCUAAAAGCUUCCAGAGCACGACUGACCUGACGAGGCAUCAGCGCAUACACACGGGCGAGAAACCAUUCGGCUGCUCAAUAUGUGGGAAGCGCUUCUCCCUCCGAGGGAACCUCGUCACCCACGAAAGGGCACACAGUGGCAGCAAGCCCUUUAUCUGCCGCCACUGUGGCAGGGCUUUCUCCCAUGGUUCCAACCUGAGGGCUCAUCAGCGCAUUCACACCGGAGAAAAACCUUUUCGCUGCUCGGUUUGCGGCAUGACGUUUGCUUGGUAUUACCCCUUCAAAAGACAUAUUGGCCUGCAUUGUGUGAGUGGCCAAAACUCAUGAUUAUAUUUGGGAUUUGUGUUGCUGUAGUUUUGUCUAGAACCCCAGCAGAGGCUUGCAAUCCACAGUACUGAUUGAAGUGGGUUCCUGAUGAAAUGUGAAUAUAACAUUUUUACCAUGUUGUCGGUUACUCAGAGAAGAACCGUGGUGGUGUUUCAGUAGGAUGAGGCUUUUAAAGGCCCAGUGUUUUACUUUGUUAGAAAACAGACUGUUAUACUUCUGCUAAUCUAAUAAACUCUCACAUAUUUCA